Leptonychotes weddellii (Weddell seal) is the source of this 1224-nucleotide messenger RNA. It is a transcript of the gene IGFLR1, whose product is annotated as IGF like family receptor 1. NCBI's taxonomy places the organism in Eukaryota, Metazoa, Chordata, Mammalia, Carnivora, Phocidae. Gene Ontology annotation, cellular component: plasma membrane. The record is from RefSeq and is a predicted model, not a curated record.
UCUUCCAAAGGGGUCUGGGGACGCCAUGCCCCCACAUCACUGCUUCCUUCUGCCCGGGUUUCCUGGAAAGUGUGACGGAAGCGCUGUGGUCGGAAGUCCUGCGGUCACGGCCCCCCAGGCUGCAGACCCCGCCCGGAUGGGGCCCCUAUGCCUCCUCCUGACUGCCGCGCUGCUCCUGGCCCAGGCGGCGCCUCGGGGGGCCUCCCAGCACUGCAGGCGCCUCGAGUACUGGAACCCUGAUAACUGGUGCUGCGGCAGCUGCCUGCAGCGCUUUGGGCCGCUCCCCUGCCCGGGCUCCCGGGAGGCAUCCGAGGCAGGGGGCCCACCGAAGGAGGCGGCUCUGGUUCCACUCGUGGGCAGAGAACUGCCGAAGCUGGCAUCACAGCCCCUGUGUCGCCUGCUGGAGGAGCUCAUAGUGCUUCUGGAUCCUGAGCCUGGGCCGGGUCGGGGGACGGCCUGUGGCACCACGAGACACCUGGCGGUGAGGUACAGUCUGCCUGCUGCCUGGUCCACCUUCGCCUACUCACUGCGGCCCAGUCACUCGCCACUGCGGGCCUUGGUUGAGCUGGUGGUGGCGAGGGAACCCUCUGCUUCUCUGGGCCAGCUCGGCACGCACCUGGCCCAGCUAGGGCGGGCAGAUGCGCUGCAGGUGCUGUCCAAACUUGGCUGACCCGGGCCUCGCCCAGCCUAGUCCUCAAGAAAGUUUCCUGUGAAAUAAGCGCCUGCCGUCUCUGGGCCUCACUCAGGCGUGCUUUUGAAAUACAGUCUUCAUUGGGCCGAGACCCAACGAGAAUCCUCUCCUUCCAGCAUAAACGCAAGACCAGAUACGGCCUGAGGCGCCACUGAGAGCUGGCCUCAGGUGCGUCUGGGCAACCAAGGUCCUCUCUGGGAAAGGGCCCUGCUACCCCUGGAAGGGCUCAUCCGCAGGGACCCUGCCCGGGUUCCAAGUGGGAAUCCGGAGAGCACAUGUUGCUGUGACGCUGUAAGAGAGCCCCACGACUUACCUGUAAUUCUGAGUGAUGGCCUCCCACCCCGUGCUCAGGCUGCCAGGCUGCCCCCGGCUCAGGACUGGUGUGGAGGAACGGGAGCUCCUACCUGCCCCCAGCACCAUACAAACCGGAAGACCACCUCUCCAAACAUUGACAGACUUUAUUAUGGGGGGUUCCCACCUGGGAACCCACCCUCUUAAAUAAAAAAGUGCAUAGAAAAGAAGGGAUUUAGAAA